UGGUGAGGACUGCAGUGAUUUUUCUCCUUGCAUUAUCCCUGUUUGUUGAGGUUUCCUCGUUUGAAUGCGAUGAGAAAGCGAACAUCUGCGAAACCUCUUUGGUGAUUACCGAAGAACUGACCAUGUUUCAUGAGAAGGAAAAGGCCGUAUACUCUAGUAAUGGUUCUCUUUAUAAAUAUACCACAGACCCUAUCCUUCCUGUGCCUGUUAACGUGAGUGAAGUUAUCACAGCAGAUGGAUAUGAAAAGCAGAUGGCAGUUGUUGUAGCAAAUGGCACUUUACCAGGCCCGUCAAUCAUAGCUUAUGAAGAUCAGAUUCUUGUUGUCCACGUAAAAAAUAACCUUAUGUCUGAAACAGUAUUCAUCCAUUGGCAUGGAAUAGAACAGAGAGGUACUCCUAGCAUGGAUGGAGCUGGUUUUGCGUCGCAGUGUCCUAUUGAUCCUGGUCAAUCCUUUACAUAUACUUUCAAUGUCGGUCAAGGCGGUACUUACUGGUACAGGUCUCAGUCAGGUGUACAAAGGGGAAGAGGGUUGUACGGGGCAUUGGUAGUUCGAGAACGCAAUCCUCCUUCACAUUUGCAGAAUGUUUCGGAGGAAUUCAUUAUACAGUUGCAGGAUUGGAAUCAUGACUAUGAUGCAAAUAGAGAGUUCCUCUCUUCUGAGGUAGGGGAACUCAAAAUAAGUAAAAUUAUAACUUUUGACUCUAUCUGGAAUGCUCAUUCUUCUCUGAUCAAUGGCAAGGGAAGAUACCAUAACCCUGAUACAGGAAAUCAUAAUGAAGCACCAUUACAGGUAUUCGAAGUAGAUGAAGGCGAACUCUACAGAUUUCGAGUUAUAAAUGCAGCUUCUAUGUACUCUUAUAGAGUUUCUGUGGACAACCACUCCUUGACUAUGGUGUCUUCUGAUGCUCAUUUAAUCACACCGGUUGUUGUAGAAUCUGUAAUAGUUCACCCAGGAGAAAGAUUUGACUUUAUCCUGAAUGCCAAAGCCGAUAUUGGAAAUUAUAUGAUCCGCGGAGUUGCACAAAAUGUCAUUAACUCGAUACCUGCCGAAGCGGUGUUGCACUAUGCCGGCGCAGAUGAAAUGUUUGUCUCUGUAUCUUCUAUGAGGAAUCCAUGUACAUCGACAGAAAAAUGUGCUGUUUUAAAUUGCCAAGUCGUGUCUUUUCCCAUGGAGCCAGAACUUCAAUGUAUAACUGUAGAUUCUACGACAGCAUACAUAGGCAAUGUAACUUCUCCGGAAGGUUCUAUACACGAAUACUUCUUGAAUUUUGCCGUUGCUGGUCCUAUGAAAUACUUAUUACCCCCUAACUCUGCAAAAUCCCAUUACAACAAUAUCAAAAGUUUGUGUUCUAAAGCAGAAUGUAAGAACAACAAUAAAUGCACAUGCAUCAAUAUAAUUGAUAUAAACUAUAACGACACGAUUCUUUUUGUGUUCUUGAACAUGGGAAAGCAAAAGCGAUGGGAUGUUCAAAUUCAUAUGCAUGGUCAUUCCUUCGAGGUUUUAAAGGUAGGAUAUGCAAAUUAUAAUGAAACUACCGGGGAGUACAUUUCUGAGAAUUCCGACAUCAACUGUGGAGGAAACACUACUGAAGAUGAAAACUGUAAUGGUGCUGCAUGGAGCAAUCCAGACUGGUUAAACGGAAAUGAUACCGGUUUGAAUCUCGUCAAUCCUCCUCAGAAAGACACAGUUACACUCCCGUAUGGUGGUUACGUCAUAGCACGUAUCAAGGCUGAUAACCCAGGAAUGUGGGCAAUCGCUUACCAAAUGCUACCACUCGUAGCAGACGGAAUUGCUGUUCUUCUGAAUGAAUCCUUCGAAAACCAACCAAAGAUUCCAGACAACUUUCCAACAUGUGGAGACUUUGGAGGCAUUGAGCCAGAUCUGCUAAUUAGUACUCCAGCACCAACCACAACCACACCCAUCCCAACAACUACAGAACCUGCCAGAUGUGUAACACCCGGAGACUGUCGACGACAUACAAACUUGUGUUUUACUGAAUGGCAGUGUAUAAACAGAUUAUGCCAUUGUAAAGAAAUACAUACCACUCCGUUUCAUUCAUCUUAAUCUGUUUUCCAGAAAGCUUU
This is a messenger RNA of Saccostrea echinata, 2086 nucleotides long. RefSeq lists its product as uncharacterized. Gene Ontology annotation, biological process: iron ion transport. Gene Ontology annotation, cellular component: plasma membrane. Lineage: Eukaryota; Metazoa; Mollusca; Bivalvia; Ostreida; Ostreidae. The record is from RefSeq and is a predicted model, not a curated record. The transcript is spliced from 3 exons. Bases 123 to 2066 code for a protein of 647 amino acids. Gene Ontology annotation, molecular function: oxidoreductase activity; copper ion binding.